CAAUGGCGCUCCGGGAGAAGGGGUAGUUUUGCAUGUACCUAAGUGAUUUGCAUAAGCCAGCGGCCGGGGGCUUGGGAACCAGAGCGUGCAACCCUAGAAGGGAAAAGGACGGGAAGAGAGCCGCGGCGGGGAGAGAGGGAGCCAGAGUCUGGGUGUUUGCGCGAGAGCCACGGCGGGGGCUGGGGCGAGUGGCCGGCAUGGCUGAAGGCUGCGCUCCGCAACCUUGAAGAACCGCUGCAUUGGGAGGCCGGGGGCAGGGAGGCGGGUGCGAUGGCAGAGCGGGGCCCCAGCCGCUGCGUCUGGCCUGCCCGGCUGGCCUGAGCCGCCGGAGGAGCGGGGCUUCCUCUGCGCGUCCAUGGAGCAGCGGGAAGGGCGAAACUCCGGAGCGCAGCGUCCCUGCACCGCGGCGGCGGACUGCUGAAGGGGCCGAGCCCGCGCGGACCGCCGAGGGAGAGACCCCCGCCCCAGCCCGCAGGCCGGCUGCUUGGGGGCGGCGGGGGGCGUCGGAAGGCGUCGGAAGGCAGCGGAGCGAGCGGCGCCGCGGGAGAAGCCGGCGCGGGAGGCGCCGCCGCAAUGCCGGGCCCGCUGGGGCUGCUCUGCUUCCUCGCCCUGGGGCUGCUCGGCUCGGCCGGGCCCAGCGGCGCGGCGCCGCCUCUCUGCGCGGCGCCCUGCAGCUGCGACGGCGACCGUCGGGUGGACUGCUCCGGGAAGGGGCUGACGGCCGUGCCCGAGGGGCUCAGCGCCUUCACCCAAGCGCUGGAUAUCAGUAUGAACAACAUUACUCAGUUGCCAGAAGAUGCAUUUAAGAACUUUCCUUUUCUAGAAGAGCUACAAUUGGCUGGCAACGACCUUUCUUUUAUCCACCCAAACGCCUUGUCUGGGUUGAAAGAACUCAAAGUUCUAACGCUCCAGAACAAUCAGUUGAAAACAGUACCCAGUGAAGCCAUUCGAGGGCUGAGUGCUUUGCAAUCUUUGCGUUUAGAUGCCAACCAUAUUACCUCAGUCCCCGAGGACAGUUUUAAAGGGCUUGUUCAGUUACGGCAUCUGUGGCUGGAUGACAACAGCUUGACGGAGGUGCCUGUGCACCCCCUCAGCAAUCUGCCCACCCUACAGGCACUGACCCUGGCUCUCAACAAGAUCUCAAGCAUCCCUGACUUUGCAUUUACCAACCUUUCAAGCCUGGUAGUUCUGCAUCUUCAUAACAAUAAAAUUAAAAGCCUGAGUCAACAUUGUUUUCAUGGACUAGAUAACCUGGAGACCUUGGACUUGAAUUAUAAUAACUUGGGGGAAUUUCCUCAGGCUAUUAAAGCCCUUCCUAGCUUAAAAGAGCUAGGAUUUCAUAGUAAUUCUAUUUCUGUUAUCCCUGAUGGAGCAUUUGAUGGUAAUCCACUCUUAAGAACUAUACAUUUGUAUGAUAAUCCUCUAUCUUUUGUGGGGAACUCUGCAUUUCACAACUUAUCUGAUCUUCAUUCCCUAGUCAUUCGUGGUGCAAGCAUGGUGCAGCAGUUCCCCAAUCUUACUGGAACUGUCCACCUGGAAAGUCUGACUUUAACAGGUACAAAGAUAAACAACAUACCUAAUAAUUUGUGUCAAGAACAAAAGAUGCUUAGGACUUUGGACUUGUCUUACAACAAUAUAAGAGACCUUCCAAGUUUUAAUGGUUGCCAUGCUCUGGAAGAAAUUUCUUUACAGCGUAAUCAGAUCUACCAAAUAAAGGAAGGCACCUUUCAAGGCCUGAUAUCUCUAAGGAUUUUAGAUCUGAGUAGAAACCUGAUCCAUGAAAUUCACAUUAGAGCUUUUGCCACACUUGGGCCAAUAACUAACCUAGAUGUAAGUUUCAAUGAAUUAACUUCCUUUCCUACGGAAGGCCUGAAUGGGCUAAAUCAGCUGAAACUUGUGGGGAACUUCAAGCUGAAAGAAGCCUUAGCAGCAAAAGACUUUGUUAACCUCAGGUCUUUAUCAGUACCAUAUGCAUAUCAGUGCUGUGCAUUUUGGGGUUGUGACUCUUAUGCAAAUUUAAACACAGAAGAUAAAAGCCUCCAGGACCACGGUGUGGCACAGGAGAAAGGUACUGCUGAUGCAGCAAAUGUCACAAGCACUGUUGAAAAUGAAGAACAUAGUCAAAUAAUUAUCCACUGUACACCUUCAACAGGUGCUUUUAAGCCCUGUGAAUAUUUACUGGGAAGCUGGAUGAUUCGUCUUACUGUGUGGUUCAUUUUCUUGGUUGCAUUAUUUUUCAACCUGCUUGUCAUUUUAACAACAUUUGCAUCUUGUACAUCACUGCCUUCAUCCAAAUUGUUUAUAGGCUUGAUUUCUGUGUCUAACCUAUUCAUGGGAAUCUAUACCGGCAUCCUUACUUUUCUUGAUGCUGUAUCCUGGGGCAGAUUCGCUGAAUUUGGCAUUUGGUGGGAAACUGGCAGUGGCUGCAAAGUAGCUGGGUUUCUUGCAGUUUUCUCCUCAGAAAGUGCCAUAUUUUUAUUAAUGCUAGCAACUGUUGAAAGAAGCUUAUCUGCAAAAGAUGUAAUGAAAAAUGCGAAAAGCGAUCAUCUCAAACAGUUCCGGAUUGCUGCCCUUUUGGCUUUCCUAGGUGCUACAAUAGCAGGCUGUUUUCACCUUUUCCAUAGAGGAGAAUAUUCUGCAUCACCCCUUUGCUUACCAUUUCCUACAGGAGAAACACCAUCAUUAGGCUUCACUGUAACCUUAGUACUGUUAAACUCACUAGCAUUUUUAUUAAUGGCCAUUAUGUACACUAAGCUGUACUGCAACUUGGAGAAAGAGGACCUCUCAGAAAACUCAGAAUCUAGCAUGAUUAAGCAUGUCGCUUGGCUAAUCUUUACCAAUUGCAUCUUUUUCUGCCCUGUUGCAUUUUUCUCAUUUGCACCAUUGAUCACUGCAAUCUCUAUCAGCCCCGAAAUAAUGAAGUCUGUUACUCUGAUAUUUUUUCCAUUGCCUGCUUGCCUGAAUCCAGUCCUGUAUGUUUUCUUCAACCCAAAGUUUAAAGAAGACUGGAAGUUACUGAAGCGAUGUGUUACCAAGAAAAGUGGAUCAGUUUCAGUUUCCAUCAGUAGCCAAGGUGGUUGUCUGGAACAGGAUUUCUACUAUGACUGUGGCAUGUACUCACACUUGCAGGGUAAUCUGACUAUUUGCGACUGCUGCGAAUCGUUUCUUUUAACAAAGCCAAUAUCAUGCAAACAUUUGAUAAAAUCACACAGCUGUCCAGCACUGGCAGUGGCUUCUUGCCAAAGACCUGAGGGCUAUUGGUCCGACUGUGGCACACAGUCAGCCCACUCUGAUUAUGCAGAUGAAGAAGAUUCCUUUGUCUCAGACAGUUCUGACCAGGUGCAGGCCUGUGGACGAGCCUGCUUCUACCAGAGUCGAGGAUUCCCUUUGGUGCGCUAUGCUUACAAUCUACCAAGAGUUAAAGACUGAACUCCUGUGUAUGUAACCGUUUCCCCUAUCAACCAAAAUCAGUGUUUAUAGAGUGAACCCUAUUCUGAUCUUUCAUCUGGGAAGCACUUCUGUAAUCACUGCCUGGUGUCACUUAGAAGAAGGAGAAGGUGGCAAUUUAUUUCUCAAGCCAGUCAUUUUCAAAGAACAGGUGCCUAAAUUAUAAAUUGGUGAAAAAUGCAAUGUCCAAGCAAUGUAUGGUCUGUUUGAAACAAAUGUAUGAUUUGAAAAGGAUCAGAGGUGUAGUACAGCAAUAUAAUGUUAGGUUUUUCUGAUCCAUAAAAAGCAAAUUUAUAAUUAUUUCUGAAUUAAGCACAAGAAAAAGAACAGCUGUUAAUAUUUUUUUAAAAUAUAUUUAAAAAUGUGAUUUUCUAUAACUGAAGAAAAAAAUCUUGCUAAUUUUACCUAAUGUUUCAUCAUUAAUCUCAGGACAACUUACUACAGGGCCAAAAAAGAGACUGUCCCAGCUAGAACUGUGAGAGUAUACAUAGGCAUUACCUUAUUACAUUUUCAGUUGCCAUCUGUGACAUAAGAGAAUCAUAAGUUUUGCUUAGGUGAUUUAUAAAUCUAAAACCUGAAGAUGUUUUUAAAACAAUAUUAACAGCUGUUAGGUUAAAAAAAGUAGCUGGACAUUUGUUUUCAGUCAUUAUACAUUGCUUUGGUUCAAUCAGUAAUUUUUUCUUCAGUGUUUUGUGAUUAUACUACUAGAAAAAAAGUAAAAGGCUAAUUGCUGUGUGAGUUUAAUAGAUUUGGCUAAACUACUAACUAAUGUGGGGGUUUAAUAGUAUCAGAGGGAUUUGGUGGCUCCAUGUAAUGUUCUCAUUAAUAAACACUUCCUAAUAUCAUUGGCUUUACUGAUAUUUUCCAAUUUGUUGAUUUGUCACCUAGUAAUAGUUUGGAUUAUAUAGAAAGUAAACUGUGGUCAAUACUUGCAUUUAAUUGGAAGAAAUGGGGAGGAAUUAUGACACAAAGUACUUAUGUUUAUUUCUUAGUGAGCUGGAUUCUCUUGAACCUAUGCUAUUAAAUGGAAACUUCCAUAUAUCUUCCCCAUACUAUCUUUUUUUUUUUUAUGAAAAGCCUAUUCUAUAGUUCAGAGGUUGAACUCUGGUUAAACAAGAUAAUAUGUUAUUAAUAAAAAUAUAAGAAGGAAUUAAAUCUUAGUCUUGUGUCUUUAAAAAUUAAAAAUUUUACUUGAUUCUCAUGUAUGGGCUUUAGACCUAUUACUGUGUGGAGUCUUAAAGUUAUAAUUGUUCAAUAUGUUUUUUGAACAAUGUGCUAAAUCAAUAGCAAACCCACUGCCAUAUUAGUUAUUCUGAAUAUACUAAAAAGCAUUCAGCUAGAUUGCAGUUUAAUAAUUAAACUGUACAUACUGUGCAUAUAAUGAAUUUUUAUCUUAUGUAAAUUAUUUUUAGAACACAAGUUGGGAAAUGUGGCUUCUGUUCAUUUCGUUUAAUUAAAGCUACCUCCUAAACUAUAGUGGCUGCCAGUAGCAGAAUGUUAAAUUGUGGUUUAUAUACUUUUUGCAUUGUAAAUAGUCUUUGUUGUACAUUGUCAGUGUAAUAAAAACAGAAUCUUUGUAUAUCAAAAUCAUGUAGUUUGUAUAAAAUGUGGGAAGGAUUUAUUUACAGUGUGUUGUAAUUUUGUAAGGCCAACUAUUUACAAGUUUUAAAAAUUGCUAUCAUAUUUGUAUAUUUACACAUCUGAUAAAUAUUAAAUCGUAACUUGGUAAGAAACUCCUAAUUAAAAGGUUUUUUUCCCCCAAAAUUCAAAAUAUUGAAAAUUUUUUAUUUUAUUCAUUUAAAAACUAGAAUAACAGAUAUAUAAAAUGUGUUAAUCUUUGUGCUAUAUAUGGUAUGAAAUACAAUAUUGUACUCAGUGUUUUGAAAUAUUAAAGUUUCUAGAAAGCAA
Molecule: messenger RNA, 5355 nt
Organism: Callithrix jacchus (white-tufted-ear marmoset)
Lineage: Eukaryota; Metazoa; Chordata; Mammalia; Primates; Cebidae
Gene: LGR4
Product: leucine rich repeat containing G protein-coupled receptor 4
Biological process (GO): hormone-mediated signaling pathway; positive regulation of canonical Wnt signaling pathway; activation of adenylate cyclase activity
Cellular component (GO): plasma membrane
Molecular function (GO): protein-hormone receptor activity; protein binding; G protein-coupled peptide receptor activity
Source: RefSeq, a predicted model, not a curated record